Phalaenopsis equestris is the source of this 660-nucleotide messenger RNA. RefSeq names its product B3 domain-containing protein At2g31420-like. The transcript has a single exon. The record is from RefSeq and is a predicted model, not a curated record. NCBI's taxonomy places the organism in Eukaryota, Viridiplantae, Streptophyta, Magnoliopsida, Asparagales, Orchidaceae. The coding region runs from base 1 to 660 and encodes 219 amino acids.
AUGUCUCCUCAUUCUGAUCUGAUAUGUCCCUUCUCUUUCUCUCUUCUAUCGCCUUCCACUUAUUUUGAAAUGAAGCCUAUCAAGACACUUGAUCUCGUCUCAAAGCUAUCAUCUCCCCUUCCACCUCCAAAAGAUGCAACCACCACCGACGAAACAACGAUGGAUGAAAUGCCGGAGUGGGUUGCGAAGCUCGCCGUCGAUAAAGGAGCCACAUUUGCAUGGAAAGUAAUGGAUAAACAAAUCUAUGCUUCCGACGCAAGCGACCAACAGAACCGCUUCAUGAUAAAGAAGCAAAUCGCAGAAGACCAGAUAAUGCCGAUGAUGACAGAAGAGGAGAUUAUAGCAGCGAAUCUGAUAAUCACUUCAAAUAAGCGGCGGAUUUACGGCGAAGAAAAAGAAAAAGGAGAGAGAAAACAAGGGAGAGAACACGGGGGUCUUGAGGUGAUGGUUUAUAACAGAGGCGGAUGGGGUUGUUUACUCUAUCUGACGAGGUGGGAUGCGAGCAAAGCUACUGUGCUUAAGGGAGCAAACUAUAAAGAAUUUUUUCGCCGGAGUUAUUUUGUCGCCGGCAAUCAGGUUGAGGUGUGGGCUUUCAGAAACGGAGAUGGAAAGUUGUGCUUCGUAAUUGGGAGCAAAAUUGAUCUUCAGCUUUCUCUUUAG